UCCGCCUUCAGCUACGUCCCGGCAAGGCGGGCAGGGCCGCCCGAGCUCAGCUAUUUCUACCGGGAGGCCAAGGCAGGGGAAGUUUCCACUUAUGAUACCAUAUUUGAAAGGUCAGAGGGUUACAACGAAAAUCUUCACCGAAGUGACAGAGAACAUGCAAAGGGUUGUGGUCUUAACAUUAAUGAGGAGGAAAUGGCAAGACCUGUUGCUGUUUUGUCAUCUUCAGAGUAUGGGAGACGCAUAAAUAAGCCUGUAGAGCAGCCGGUCAGAGAGCAUGCAAGGUUUAAUCUUGUGCAGGCAGAAUUCUACAGAAAAAAUGGAAUCCCCUGCUUAUCGGAAAAAUCUUCUCCAAGCAUGGAUCUAUGA
Molecule: messenger RNA, 366 nt
Organism: Chaetura pelagica (chimney swift)
Lineage: Eukaryota; Metazoa; Chordata; Aves; Apodiformes; Apodidae
Gene: CFAP90
Product: chromosome unknown open reading frame, human C5orf49
Exons: 3
Source: RefSeq, a predicted model, not a curated record